Pocillopora meandrina is the source of this 11103-nucleotide messenger RNA. The record is from the annotation of a GenBank genome assembly. Lineage: Eukaryota; Metazoa; Cnidaria; Anthozoa; Scleractinia; Pocilloporidae.
GGAAAGGCCUUGGAGAGGGAUGUUGAAGACUGGUAGUUUAUUUUAGCUUCUAUAGCACUAGGUUGGAUAAAAAUUACCGCGAUGAGCGACGGAGAGAAAAGAGAGUCUCUUAGUCGGGAGGUGGAUCCAGCAAUUUGGGCCGUGGCUCCUCGAUUGCAUCAAGAAGAGGGCCCCGUUGAUGUAACAGCCAGUCCAGCUUUUCAAUGCUUGGACGAGGUUUGUACAUCAUCUGCUCUUUGUUAAGAUUUGUGUUUUUAGUGCGAUAACAAAAUUAAAUUCAAUUAAAGAACCUAAGUUUUCAGAUUUUGGCGCUUUAUACCGACAUAGAGGAUGUACGUGCAGGAGAUUAUUGAUUUGUUCAGAUUGCACCUUCAGCUGAUCAUGACUAAAAAUGAAAAUAUGUUACUUGCCAGAUUUGACCUGUAAAGCUUCAGAGUUACGAUUUGAUAUUCACAAGUGAACUACAAUUAAAGAAUAAAUUUAGUAAAAAGAAGUGCCUUAACAUAUACUUUAGACUUUAAAGCCUGAAUUAUCUUCUCAGGUUUUGCCAAAUGAAGUACUUUCGGCAAAUUAUUUCUUGAGAAGGGAGGGAGGGAGGGUUUUUUCUUCGAGUAUAAAUUCGGCGCUUAAUUAUUAGGUUUUUAGAAUAUACGGUAUAUUGAUUAGUAAAUACUAUCAAUACGUCUUGCACUCAUAGAGGGACAUUUACAAAUCAUGCAAUAUUUCAUUUUAUUUUUUUGUGUAUCAAAUUUUGUCGAUAUACCAACAGUUUUAUUCGGUAUACUGAAAUUUAACUUUAAUGUAUAUGUAACAAAUUAAUUAAGUUUUGUAUUUCUCUUGUCAGUUGUUUUCACAAGGGAAACUAGCAGGAGAGAAAGUGGCUAAGCUAAAAGCCAAAUAUACCAGCCUUCAUGAACGUCUUAAAGCUACAAGAGAGCAGGAAUCUUCACUGCUUCACAAGGCAAAGGAAAUGCACCAAGAAGUACAAAGACAGAGAGCUGAGUUGGAGAAAGGAGACAGCUUUCCUGAUGGUGACAACACUGAGGUUAAUAAAUUAAGGCAAGAACUUCUGAAACAUCACAAUGAACUAGCACAGGCAGAUGAAAGGCAGUAUCAACUGGAAUUCAAACUGGAAGGUUUGAGAGAAGAAAAGAUGAUGUUGGAAAGGGAUUAUGCAAGGAUGCCCAAACCUGGUGAAAUAGAAAAGCAGGUCAAAGAACUGCAAAAAUCAGUCGAAGAACUCAAAGUUGAAAUUGCACAAAGAACUAUUGAUUGUAAAAGUCUGAAGGAAGAGGUUGAAAACAGAGAAGUGCAAGUGAAUGCACUGAGAAAAGAGGUGGAAGAUGAUCUAGAGGAACAGCAAAAUUUAAGGGUAAGUUGGAUUUGAUGUGGAAUAAAUGAGCCUUUUUGUAAUACUACAAAAAGGUAAAGGUUUCUAUUUCUUGUUCAGGUGUAAGUACUUAUUUUGUAGUCUUGAAACUGUCACAAAUUUGACAAAAUGUACUCUCCCUCUUUUGUGGAGAAGUGCAUGAAUGUAUGAGGUGCAACAGCGUGAUAUGUACUGUUUUCAACUGAUACUUUGUAUCUUGACCUUUCUGGAUAUCACUUGAAAGUAGACAAAUGAAUAACAAAAUGAGUGUUUUUCAGUUGGACAAAGCCAGUGUGACAUUAAAAAAAUUGAAGAAAAUGUUAGAAAGUGCUCCCAAAAAGUGAUUACAAAUAUUAGUAAGUAAGAAAGUAACUUUAUAUUUGAACUCCAGUUAAUGAGGCUGAUUAAGCUGAUUAAGAAAAUAGCCCAAAAAAAUUUUUUAAAAAAAUGAAAAUAAUAGUCAAUUGUAAAUGUUGAAUGUCAACAAAGUUGUUGUGCCAUCCUAAAAUGAAUUAUUUUUUUGUUUGAUUAUUGAAUUUAUAGGAUCAACUGGUACAAGUUCACUCACAACCAGCACAUAUAACCAAACAGACUGAUCUUUUGUCAAGACAACUCAGGUAUUUUUACAGUAAUAAUUAUGCAGUGCAUACAAGAAACAUUAGCAAACCUUUUUGAUUUUUAAAAGAAGCAAUGAUAAUAUUGUACAUGCAUGUCAUAAGAUCAAUCUGUAACCAGCUGCAAUGAUACAAUGUUUUGGACAAAGGAAACUUUUUUAUGCUGACAAGAUAGUAUAGUAUAUUACAGAAUUUUGCACCAAGUUAGCAUAGAUUACACAGCCAUUAGGAGGUAAUCUGGUCUUGUUUUAAAGGAAAGCAGAUAAUGCAGCUAGCUCUAUCAUAAAAAGGCUUAUUAAAGCUGAAGCAAAGCUUUUGGAUUUUGAAAAGAAGCAAUGAUAAUAUUGUACAUGUAUGUCAUAAGAUCAUUCUGUAAACCAGCUACAAUAACACAAUGUUUUGGACAAAGGAAACUUUUUUAUGCUGACAAGAUAGUAUAGUAUAUUACAGAAUUUUGCACCAAGUUAACAUACACAGCCAUUAAGAGGCAAUCUACUCUUGUUUUAAAGGGAAGUAGAUGAAAAACGAUCCAACUUGGAUGGAAACAUAGAUGAAAUAUCAAAAGAGCUCCAGAGAACAGAAGGAAAAAAGCAAUAUUUGGAAGAUGAAAAAAAAGACUUAUCAGAAGCUCUUGACAAACAGCGUCACAUUUUUGAGUCAAAGGUAUGGCACCUUAAACUUCAGCUAAGUAAAAGUAGACAGGGUUAUUAAUUUAGGGAUUGAUAAAUGUGGUUACUAAAAAUACAAAAUGUACAUGCAUUGUAGGUAUUUUAGGGCCUUGUAAGAACAAAUGUACUCCAAAACAAAAGCCAGAUUUUGAGUUGUUUUAUUCCACAACUAUUUUUAUUAGUACAGACAUCUUAGGUCAAAAGCAAGAAAAUUGGAUCAAAAAAUUUUAUAUACCAAUCAUAAAACAGGAAUGUUACCAGUUAGUACCCUCUAAAACUACCUUUAUUGGACUUUUUGCCUGGAUACAGGUGUAAGAAUGCACCAAGAAUGACAUCAAUGAAACUAAAUUUUGCUUGAUGUGCCCUGAAUUCAUUAGCCUGUUCAUUGGUUCUCUACAUUCUUUUUCAGGACAGAGAGGUUGAUUUACUUGCCAAGGAAUUUGAACUUGCCAAAGAGCGACAAGCAGAAUUUCUAGGAGACAGGUAGAGUACAAUUCAUGAUCAUUUUUGUUGUAUACUCUGAACACUCCCAAGAGCUACCCCUUUUAAAAUUAUAAAAGCAGUUACAAAAAGAUUCAACCAGGAUAAAGAAGAUUUCAUUUAAAUAAGUUUAUGAUUUUGGUUGUAAUGAACUUUUACCAGAACAAGAUGCAGGGUUUUUUAUUAGACAAAAUAAUGAGCAUCUCAUGAGCAGUGAUCUUGAAAUAAUGACAUUUUUCAGAUUGUUUUACAAUUAGUUUUAAAACAAUUUUGAUUUUAUAUGUUGUGUUAUCUAUGCAUUUAACAACUUUUUUAUAAUUGCAGGGGAACAUUAGAUUUGAAUUUGAAGCAUGCUGCCAUAGAAAAGAAGACCAAUCAUGAUAUUCAUGCCAGGAAAUUGCGAGAAAAAGAGAGGGACACAAAGUAAGCCAUUAUGAACAGGAAAAACAGAAAGUCAUGUUUUUGUCAAUGUUUCAUCUCUGUAUCUAGUACUGAGCCAAAGAAAAAAAAACUCUGUUUUAUUUUCACAGAGCUUUGAAAAAGAGUGAGUUGCAGAUGAAAGUGGGAGAGGAUGCGUUGGCGCAUGUGAGAUCCGUUUAUGACAAAGUCAAGGCUCAGGUUGACAGUGCUCCAAGAGAUGAUGGAACAUUAUUGGAAAAAAGGAAAGAGCUUCAAAGGGAAGUUGAUGUCACAAAACGCACUCUUGCUCAACAGGUAACAUGUUUAUAACAGAUAAUUUUUAACAAUUUAGAGCUGUUAUUUUCGGCCGUGAUUUAAUACAUACAUGCAUUUAUGUGACUUUUCACAAUUUUGAUAUAUCAAGCCACCUCACCAGCUGGAUGGCUUAAAUGACAUAAUCUCAAGUUCUUUUCUUGUGAAUUCAAAAGCACAACUUUUUUAUGAAAUAAUUAAUUCAGAGUACAUUAAAAUAAUAUCAGGUUUGAAAUGCCUGAAUCAAACCAAUUCUACUUACAUUUUACUUUGAUUUAGGGCUUUGUUUUCCUAAACCAAAGAAAAAUUCAAAUCAAAUUGGUAUAUAUAUAUAUACAAGUGUAUAAAAAACACGUACAAUGUAUCUAACUUGUUUCUCCUGUACUUGUUUUGGGCAUAAAAGUUUAUUAACUAUAUCAUAAUAUGUACAAAAUAUGUACAAAAAAGUAAUGUGCUUUACGUUUAUACCAACAUUAAUCAAAGUUUCUGAGAAUUUUUGUUUAUAUCUGUUUUCUUACAAUCUCUGUGCUCUAAUUUUUGUCUUGACUUCAUUCUGGUUCAUACAGAAUGCACUAACUGCUCAUGAGCGCGCACGUGUGGAACAGAUGAUUCAAGAAGAGGAACGACUUCUAAUGGAACAGAGUGAAUUGAGAGUCGAUGUCAUUGAUUUGACAAGACUAGCACAGAUUAAGGUACUAUAAAUAAUAAAUAAUAACAGUUUAUUAAACUCUCUUGCAGUAACUUACUGAAUUAACAAGUUAUAAUACAAUGAAAACUUAAUAAGAUCAACUAUGUACUUUUCACGCCAGAACAUGCAUCACAUUUGUUAAAAAUUCUUAAAAGUGAAAAAGUCUUCAGUGCGCUUUGUUCUACAGGUAGCAAUGUUUCUGUAAAAGUACAGCUGGUCUGAUUAAACUAUUGGUAACUGUUACCUGUGUGUAUUCCAAUUAAAUAUUAUCAUGUAUCAUCACAAUUCUGAGAAGUUUUGCUACACUGUACAUGAAGAACAGUAUCUCUAUGUACUUACACUUUGCAUAAUUGCACUUUUUUGUCUACAGGCAGAUGAAAGAGAGCAAAAAGCCAGGGAUUACAUGAGAGCUGAGGUUGGAUACAUUUGAUUAUAGAAAUUUAGAGGUUCAAAUUUAUAGAAAUAUUAUGUUCAACAAAAAUUAUGGCUUAUGUGUAGGCUAAGUCUCUAUCCUGACUGUAAGUUUCUUCUCAGACUCUUGUCAGUUACAAAUAAUUUCCCAAGUUAUGAAGCUCAACCUAGAGGAGACUUUAGGUUGGUUUCUUACAUGUCACUCAAUUGGUCAGGCAGACGGACAGUUAGUCAGUCAGUCACUUGGAAACAGAGAAAUGGUCUCAUUUACAAUUGCAUACUUGUGUUUUUCAUGUUGGCAUGUUCUCAACAAUAGCGUAACUCCAUCUCUCUGAAUAUAAUCCACACACAAGCAACAAUUCCUCCUAUCUAUUCAAGCUAACAAAGGGCUCCAAAUUUCAGCUUUAGAUGAAACUCUUUCAUUUGGUCAAUUUAUAUUAUCUACAUGUACUCACUUAAUAAAACUAAAUUAUCUUGUACCACUUCUACCGAAACUGCCCUCUUUGUGGGCAUUCAGUUGGUUGAUUGUUUGGUCAGUCAGUUUGUCAGUCAGUUACUGUAGUCAGUCAGUUAGUCAGUCCCUCAAUCAGUGAACCAAAUGUUGUGAUCUUGACAAUGUUCAGAAGAUUUCAUUUUGAACAAGAGAAACAUUUCUUAACUAGAUUUAGAGAUUAUUUAUAAGGAACACCUGACACCCUUUCUUUAACGUAGAGUCUAUGUUAUUUCAAUUCAGCUGAGAUACCAACGUGCUCUUGAAGACUUGAAAACCAAAAACCUCAGUAUUCAAGACAGUGCGAAGAAAUAUGCAGAGAUGCAGCACAGGUAAUGAAGUUUUAUUAUCGACUUUCAAUGUACAUGAACAAGUAAAACCAUCGUCAUGGUAUUCGGUAAUAUGCACGUAUUUUCACGUGCCUUGCUUACUGAUAUGAUUUGCCUGUUGUCUUAACAGACUGGCUGACUUUGCUAAGCUGUACGAUGUCAUAAAAAAUGAACGGAACAAAUGCGUGAACUUAAUCCAAACUAGUACACAGGUGAGCUAUUUGCAAGUUGUCAUCUUGAGUAGCUUGUACUCAAGAUUAUACGCGUACAGUACCGCUCUCGCGUAACCUUGCAUACCCUUUCAAGAUUUCAUCAGUAAUUCUCUUUACUAUCUGCCAUUUGAUCCGUAUGGUGUGAGUUUGGAGAACUGGUAUUGGAUUAACCUAAAAUCCCCUAAUUGUUGUAUUUCUCAAUUCUCAUCACUUGUCUGCGUAAUAUUGUAUUGGUAUUGUAAGGAGAAAUUCUGUCUUGGUCACUCAUGGGAGUUUAAGGGCUGAUGACGAACUUAUUAAACUUAGACCAAAAUUUUCACGUCUCACAAACCAUCACGUUCAUUUAUUCUCUUCAGUCCGAAAUGUUGGCGUAUAUUUAUUUUGUAGUAAAAUUUCUGCUUCUUUUCAUUUACAGAAAGCUGCUGAAAUGAGAGAGAAAAUUAAGAUUCUUCAAAACGAGAUAGAAAUUCUACGAUCAAAAGUAAACGCAAAAGACAGGUAUGUCAGACUUAAUGUUAGCUAAUCGGCUGUAUGAUGAUUUUAAUGAACUCCUAAAAUAGUCUAACAAAAGUCUUAGGCAACCCAACCGUUAGUUAUUUUUUAUAUUUUUCAAGGAGAAUAACAUAUAUUGCAUGCAUUAUAGCGCUUUUCGAUUGAGUGUCGCAACACCAAAACCAAGGUAACUGCAACGGCCAGUCAAAAGAAAGGAAAGAACCCUGAAGAGCCAAUUACAACUCAAAUUAAAAACAAGCAAAGUGCCUAAAGCGCGGGAAAAGGCGAGCGACCAAGUCGUGAUCGUUGUUAGUUUUGCAUCUGAUUGGUUGAGAGAGGAUGCAAAGCAAAGUAAAGCAAACCCAUUGUAAUCCCGGAUUACUUUCAAUUUUCGACUCUCAGUUGAAAAUUGCCCUAGUAGAUGAUCCUAGGGUAUGUUCAGCUGAUGUAUUGCGAAAUUUUUAGUGCAUUAUGAUAUGGACGAACUUGAGAAUGAGACGCUCUUGUUUGAAGUUUUCAUGGUUUCUAAUUUUGUGAGUAUCUUUUUUCUAUUUUCAUUACAGACUCCUUCAGAAAGCUCGCCUGAAAAGGAACAAUGCAGUCGUAAUCCGCGAUAGUUUAAGAAACGAAAUGAGUAAAAGAUCUAAGACUGAAGAGGAGAACAGGGAGAAGAGAGAACAACUGGUAAUUAUUUUAUUUGCAGAACAGUUUUGAUGCAAGUCGUUGGGUUGAUGAGAACUUUCAUGUUCAUGGUAUCACUGUGAUAGAGCAAUUUUCAGCUGAGUAAUACGGGGUUGCAUUGGUUUUGCUUUACUUCGCUCUGUGAUUGGUCCAAAAAACUCGUGCCUCUCUCUCUCAACCAAUCAAAUGCAAAACUAACACCAAUCACGACAUGGUCGCCCGCGUUUUCCCGCGCUGUAGGCAGUUUACAUGUUUUUUCCCUUUGAGCCUUCAUUGGCUCUUCAGGAUAUAAUCCUUUCUUCUGACUGGCUGUUGUAACUACUUUGGUUUUGGUUUUCCGACGUUCGAGCGGAAAGCGCUGUAUCGUGCAGAUUAAAUUUAACCGUGUGUAACACUUGCUUUAAAUUUCAACAGAGGCUGGACAUUGCGAAACUCAAUGAUCUAAUAAACAAAGCAGAAGAAAACAUGGUGCAGUUGAGGAAACGUUAUGAAAGCGGAGUGCAGGAAAGAAACGACAUGUAAGUCUUUUAAAUCUGAGUGUUUUAAAGUUUACCUUUACAUUCUCAUAUCGGUACGCAUAUUCUCAAUGAAGGGCAGGUAUUUCUCUCUAAGUUCAAGGGCUCAUUUAACCGUUUUUUAAACAGCAUUUUACCUUUCGUACUUUAUUUAUGUUUAGGGGAAUACACCUUAUCGAGACCAACGAAGAAGUAUGUGUAUUUUAUGAAAAGCUAAACAUACAAGGUGAGAGAAACUUACAUUUAGUAACUAAAGAAAACUAAAAGGUUUAGAAAGUUUACAUACCGUAGGAAAUGACGAGUAAGGGAAUUACAAUGUAGUGAUUUAAAAUUCAAUUUGCAGACACAAUGAUUCGCAAUGGAGAUGUAGAAUUGAGAGCCAGGGAAGAAGAAAUACGUUUUCUGAAGAUGGAGGUAAGGGGUUUAAGUAAUAUUAAUUGAAAUUUCGCAUUUUAUUCGCCAAAUCUACCAUCAUGAAUUUAGAAGUGCGACUCUUUAUAAUGGUAAGGAAAGGUUGGAUGGUGAUAUGAGAGGAUCGUGAUCGAAAGCUUACCUCAAAUACCCAUCGCAGAGUAAAAAUUAUACAUUGAUUCAAACUACGAGUUAAACGUUGUAAACAACACAGUAUUGUUUGACCGGGAAGCUUUAGGGAGUGAAAGGAAUCGUGGACAAAAUUUCGAGCUCGUUGUUCUUGGUGAAGUGUUCUACAGCCGGACAAUUCUUCAAUCUAAACUUGCCAAACUCGAUGGGCGUCGAUGAGUGUCGAUGAGUGUCGUACACUCAAACUUAAGUAAUUAUAACGCCAGGCUAGUCAGAAAGGAAAUGACCAUAAGGAGUUAAUACGCACUCAAGACAAUCACAGGCAAGUUAUGUGAAGCGGGAGAAACGCGGGUGUACCACAAGCUACAUGGUGCGCGAGAAACGCUCGUAUUCAGUCGCGAUUCAACGUGUAAAUUUGCAUCUGAUUGGUGGAGACGUAAAGUAAAACCAGAGUCGUCCUGAUUUCUUGAAGAAUUCUAUUGCAAAGCACUUAAGUAACAACUCUGCCUGUUGCAUUGUAGUUAUUUUAAAUCUGAAACCUAUUUUAUUUGUUUGCAGGUCAAUGAGACUAAACGGUCAAUAGCGGUCGCCCAGAAAAACAUGCCAAACAAGAGAGCCCUAGACAACGAGCUUGUCACCUUACAAAUUCAAGUAGGUUUUAAUAUUUUCUGCUUUCUAAAAUUCGAGUUUGAUCUUCUUCAUUAUACACAAUGGUCACUUUAGAUUAUUGAGGAUUUACAUUUGAUAUCGUGUACUUUCAUUUGCAGCUCGUAGCUUGUCGCGAGCGACUCGCCCAGCUCGAGAAGAAGCUCGAAGAUCCUUCGGAUGAAAAUCGUGUUCGGCUCCUUGGCGGCGAGGACCCUGAACCCGAGAUACUCGCCAAGAAAAUAGAGGAACUUGAGUUGAGACUGGCAGAGAAGGAAGAAAAACUCCUAGAGAAAGAUUUGAUUUUUGAAGAGGUCACAAGAUUGGCAGACCGAACAAAGAAAAAGUCGGAGACCGGCAAAGAAGAUACAUUGGAAUUAGCUAAAAAGGUUUGUCUUGUUUCGUCGGCGAUACACCCAAUUUUCAUAACAAAGUCCGGGGAAAUUUAACUGCUUGUGAAAGAUUCCUUUUAAAUUAGUUGCUGUAAAAUUGAGAAUGCUCUUCUUUUAACAUAAAGAAAUCAAGACAAACAAGAGUUUCUACUUUUUCGACGGUUGUCAUCCUAUCGGAAAGACAGUUUACAAACUAAUGCAUGCCCCACAACGUCUCCAAUGAUCUGCCUCAAACUGGUUUGUACCAUAUCUCUGUCCCCAGGUAAAUGAAUACCAGGCCAAAAUAAAAGACACCACUCGUAAAAUGAUGGCGCUAGUGUCAGAGCUGUCCAUGAAUCAAGCGGCCGCCAUGAAACUGCAGCAGGAAGUGAAGGGCAAAGAACAAGAGUUGGAGCAGUGUUACGUCCGCAUGGAGAGAGGAGAGGCGCCCUCUGAGGAGGCCGAGAGGGAAUGGUUCAGAAUGGUUCGAGACGAAGAACGUAGAACGAAAGAACUCUUGGAAAAGAAAGAGGUUUGGCGUUAACUUUAAUUACAGAUCACAACAACGAAUUUGGUCAAUGUCAGUAUUUGAUUUAGGGCUAGUUUACAUGGAGGUGGGGGACCCCAGGAAGGUGAGGUAACCCGUCUACGUGGGGUAACCCGCCUGUUCAUAUGAUUUCUUAUUUUACUUUGAUCACGUUUACAUGAUAGGCGGUCUGCCAGGUAGGGUAACCCUGUCAGCCGGGGCAUGACAUGACAUGGCAGAAAUCACCAGAAACCGCAACGGACACACAAGGAGUGUAAAAUGUUCACAUUUCGGAAUAUUUAGCGUUGUAAAUCGACCAUAUUUGGUUUCCCAAACUAUUCCGUAUAACGUAUUAAGCCAACGGUUCCUCGCGAAACCAAACACCGCGUAACACAACGCGUGACGCUUUCAUGAAGAAACACAUAUGUGUUCGAGAAUUAAUCUUUCGUCUUUUUCGAGAUGUGAGCUUGGGACGCCUCUGCUCAAACUUCUUAAUUGCAAGCGCAACAACAACCUCAAGAAACCUCAACCCAGUACCCUGGGGUUGUAAGAUUGCAUGUAAACGCGUUUCAUUUUUCGAUCACGGCUAGGCGGGUUACCUCACCUACCUGGGGUCCCUCACCUACCUGGGGUCCCCCACCUCCAUGUAAACAGGCCCUAAACAUAUCAACGAUAAAAUCGGCAAACAGGAAUUAAAAAUCUAAUCAAAUAAUCAGCGAAAGAAUUACAAAAACUCGUUGCAAACGUAACACCAUAAAAUAGCUCGCAUUUUUGAAGUUUUAAGGGGAAGGUCUUAACGUAAAUUCAAAAAUUGACAAGUGUAGGGCGGUCCUACAUUUUCAUACGUUCGUAGAUUGUUGUGAGCGUAGUAGUAUCAAGGGUAGGAUAUUUUCUCUAAUCACUUACUUGGAAGGGUCAUCCUUAUCGUUUCUCUCGUUGCGCGUACUUUGCAUUUCGACUUCUUGCCUUCACUCGCUUAAAAGACCCCUCCUCCCUCAAAAUUGGAAAAUCAUACACAUGCUUUGUGGGCUGUUUGAAUAUAUGCAUGUUGUCCUGAGCGCGUGCACUCUGAUCAAUGAGCGCUUGGAUGCAGAACCUGCUUCUCAUUUAUCUUCUGAUCACCACUUUUUGAAAAAUGUUCGCCUUAUUUUCCACAGCGCGAAGAAGAGGAAGAACAUUAUAUACUGCCUGGCGGAAUCUACACAACAGCUGAGCCUCGACCUAAUGCUUACAUCCCGGAUGAUGACUCAGAACUUCCUAUUCCCAGGCCCUAUGGUUCAUUAGCACCAUUUAAACCCACGGAGCCUGGGUCAACAAUGCGCCACAUUCGGAAACCGAUAAUAAAGCCGAUUGAGAUUUAA